AUGAAGCUCUCCACAUUGUGGUCUGUCUUCAGCCUCGCUGUCUCUGUUGGCGCUGCAGUGGGCGAUCCUUCCUCUCUUUUUGAUGCCACCGUCAUCGAGACUGAUAGCAAGACUCCUUCUGUUCCUGUUGCUAUUACGUCUACAGCCUCGAAGCCCUCUGAUAGACCUGCACCUUUGACUCAAGGUGUUCUUUCUAGCACCAGUGGCCCUGUCGUCUCAAAGAUCUCUUCGUCAACUGUUCCUUUUCCCGUGCUUCCUUUCUCUUUUUCCUUUUCUUUGCCAGGUAUCGGGAUAUGGCUGCCGAUCAAAAGCUCGUCAACCUCGAAUCAUGGAACAGCGCCGACUGGUGGAACUCCCAGCAGCAGGUCCUGGUUUUCUCCUACCGAGCCUCAGCCUCCUCGUGAAACGUCUAGUGUUGAACAAGCUUUCACAAGUAGUACCACCGACGUAACAGGGAAGACCAGUUCCGUGCAAGGCAGUGCUAAGCCCAGUGAGGGCGCGACCACCGGGACCACGCAUGCUAAGAUUACAAGUGAUGGGACAGGGGUCAUCAGUACUACCUAUACCAGAGCAACAAGUGUCACAGACUCUGCUGGUGUAACGCUUACCCAGCCAACGUUCAUGUCUCUCAGCCUACCUCCAAGCUCUAUGAUUACCUCCAGCGCGUCCGUCAUCGCCGCUCGCUUCCACAAUAUCGUCCUAAUUGUCAAAUUCAGGGAAGGGAGCCCUGAGCCCCGGCCAGAUAAACAACUCAUCGAUAUAGUCAAGAGAAUAAAGGAUGAUAUGGCUGACCUGGCGAAGAACAUGGGUGAGAAACUCCCGAAGUGCAAUCAGAAGAAACGCGGUCUCUUUGACGGUCUUAUGAACUUCGCCAGAGACACCACCGGCCAGAUUUUGCAUAAGCUCGGUUGUCUUGAGAACAAACUGGAUGAACUUGUGGAUAGGGUCAAGAAGAAGGACAUCAAGGGCGUCAAAGACAUCGUGAAGGCUCUGGACAUUGAAAGGCCCCCUGAUGGCCCUGAAAGCUCGGUGACUAACGGACCUGACAAUGAUCAAAGAACCUCCAGCCGCUCGUCCUCGUCGUCGUCAUCAUCCUGUACACUGCAGUCAACCGCACACCAUGUCACGAUUCUCUGCCAACCGACCUCUAUCACUACCGGUGGCUCGACAGUUUCAACUACAACAUGCACCCGGACAACUGCCAUCACCACCACGGGGUGCUCUGUCACCGCAACGACAACCACUAUCACCAACACGCCGAGCUCCACCCCGACGAGACGCCUGUGCGCACAGGGUGAGUGCGGUGCUUCAUGCUUAGCCGGGAAGGGGGGAUGGGUGUCCAUAUCAUCAGUGGAAUGUGCCUCUAUCCCAACAAGCAUCGUGGCAGCACUGCCUACAGGCAACGGGGGGACCAUUUAUCGUCGGUAUGUCUCUGCUGCCACGGGCACAGGAGUCAAAGCAUCCAAUCAAACCUAUACCUUUGUCAAGCGAGCCCUGAAGGAUCUAUCUGACGUGGACCCGAACCAGUAUCUGUCAAAGAUCAACCACGAUAUAACUCAGAAAAACCAGUGGGCUAGCCAAAGCGAGCCCGUGACGGGCAAAUGGUAUCGCUGGCCAAAUCUGCAGUCGGCGCUCGGCGUGAAGGGCCUCCACGGAUGCACUCAAACAUUUACCGCACUGAGUACCGGGCGUACCGGGCCUGCCGGUCAGGUUAACAAUCAGAUCGAGCCCCUGCAGGAUCUGUGGGGAACGGACGCGAACCCCGGUCCUCUGCAUCGCACCAACAAUCCCCAGCUCAUCAUUGUCACUCCCUUCUUGCCUGAAUGGCAACCCCAGGAAUAUAUGUACGCCCGCCGAGUCAAGUGGCUCGCCGCCCAGUUCAACCGCUUCCUCUACUUCCCCACCGGUGAAGCGCCCGCAGACAAAGCCCCGAUCAUCCGCGGAUACGAGCCGACAGACUUCUGGAAGUCCAAUAAUGACGAUUCCUCCGUGGGGAAAGUCGUGAUCGAAGUCGACAAGUACAACAGUUUCCUGCAGGCGGGUAAUCACCUUCUCGCUGUGGGUCAGUGGCGGCUGUGGCUGUGUGGGCAAUAUGUCAUGGAUUACGACUUCUGGGAUCCGGCGGCGGUUCUUCAGCCCGUUGCUCAGCCGCAGGGACAUAUGCAGCGGCGAGAUCGGUGCCCAGGGCGUUUUAUUUCUGUUUAUCCUACGCUGGUGACUUCGACAAAGAGUGUCGCAGCAAGCACGACAAGCUCGUCUACUACAAAGUCGGCAACAACCACGCCGACACCGCAGAUAAGCGAUCAGACUUGCCUCCCCAACAGAGACUUCUACCAACCACUCGACUCCCACGUCGUCGACACUGUCGUCUCUCUCUGCUGGCGCGGCACCCAGAUCCCCUCCAUCGAUUUCGAGAUGGGACCCGACAGCAAACCACUCACAUGGUCCUCGGGCAGCCCCACGCUGACGAACUGGCAGUACCGCGUCACGAUCACCUGGGUGAAGGGGUGCAAGGGACCAAAGCAGAAGCCAAUUGCCCCGACCGGACAAGAAGGAACCAAGUACACCUGCGAGAAUAUUGUCAAAGAUAACUUCAGCAAGUGCGUGGUUGAUCAUCGAAGCUACGGUGGGAGUAGAGUGUUUGGGUGCUUGGAGUAUCGGGGUUGGAUGGAGUAUUGA
Aspergillus uvarum CBS 121591 is the source of this 2679-nucleotide messenger RNA. RefSeq lists its product as uncharacterized. The transcript has 3 exons. Lineage: Eukaryota; Fungi; Ascomycota; Eurotiomycetes; Eurotiales; Aspergillaceae. The record is from RefSeq and is a predicted model, not a curated record. The coding region runs from base 1 to 2679 and encodes 892 amino acids.